AUGGGGCGAUUCCUUGCACUUUUACACAUGUGUUUGCACUUGUUGCUCUUCCUUUUUGCAUCCUUCCAUUCCCAUUCCUUAGGUCAUUCCCAUGAUAGCUUUACUUUGCUUCAAUUCAAGAACUCCUUCACUGCUGAUAUCACUCAUUAUUAUGAUCCUUAUUUAUCAUCUGACUGCCCAUGUCCAUAUCCGAGGACAAAAACAUGGAAAAAUGGGACAGACUGCUGCUCAUGGCUUGGGGUCACGUGUAAUCCCUCAUCGGGUCACGUGAUCGGACUCGAUCUCAGCUGCAGUGGGCUUUCUGGUAAAAUCGAAGCAAACAGUAGCCUUUUCCGUCUUUCUCAUCUCCAAUCCCUCAAUCUUGCUUUCAAUAAUCUCUCUCAAUCUCCAUUGUCAUCUCUCUUUGGAGGGCUUACGAGUAUGAGUAUGAGGCACCUCAACUUGUCUAAUUCCAAUAUUGAAGGUGAAAUUCCUAUCCAAAUCUCACACCUUUCAAAAUUAUCCUCACUUGAUCUCUCUUUCAAUGAUUUAAAAUGGAAAGAAAGGAGUUGGAAGAGGCUGCUCCAGAACGCAACACUCUUAAGGGACCUUGUUUUGGAUGGUACAGAUAUGUCUUUAACUUCAAUCAAACCAAUCAAUCUCGCUUCAUCUCUCAGUAUCUUGCAUCUUUCAGGAUGUCAGUUCCGAGGAUCAAUUCCUCCCUCUUUCUCUAACCUCACCCAUCUCACAUCCUUGGAUCUCUCAGUAAACAACCUUGUUUCAAUCCCAUCCUCUUUCUCUGACCUCACCCAUCUUACUUCCUUGGAUCUCUCAUGGAACAACCUCAGUGGUUCAAUCCCAUCCUCUUUCUCUAACCUCACACAUCUUACUUCUUUGGAUCUCUCAUACAACAACCUCAACGGUCAAAUUCCAUCUUCAUUGUUUGACUUAACUCAUCUUUCUCUUUUGGAUUGUUCUUCUAAUCAAUUAGAGGGCCCUCUCCCUACCAAAAUAACUGGCCUUUCUAACCUAACUCAAUUAGACUUACAUAACAACUUACUUAACGAAACAAUUCCCUCUUGGUGCUUGUCUUUGCCAUCUUUGGUGUCUUUAGAUCUAUCAACUAAUCACUUCACAGGACAUAUAAGUGCAGUAUCAUCGUAUUUCUUGGAGUAUCUAGAUUUGUCCAGCAACAAGCUGCAUGGAAAUAUUCCAGAGUCAAUUUUCAGUCUUGCAAACCUUACUAACUUAGAUUUGUCAUUUAACAACUUGAGUGGUCUUGUCUACUUUCCACUCUUCUCCAAGCUUCAAAAUCUGAAAUCUCUUUCCCUUUCUCAAAAUGCUCAACUGUCAUUAAACUUUGAAUCCAAUGUAAAUUACAGUUUCCCUGUCCUAAAUGAAAUCAAGUUAUCUUCUUUAGGUUUAACUGAAUUUCCUAAACUUACAAGAAAAUUGUCAACUUUGAGGCUUCUCGAUUUAUCCAACAAUAAACUUAAUGGAAGAGUGCCCAACUAUUUAUGUGAAAUGGAUUCAUUACAAGAUUUGAACAUGUCUUGCAACUUUUUGACAUCCACGUGCCAAUUCUUAGAGAAUCAACGGCUCGAAUACCUUGAUCUUAGUUUCAACUUGCUGGCUGAUGACAUUUCUUUGUCAGAAUGCAAUGCAAGGGAACUUGGUAUUCUCAACUUGUCCCACAACAAGUUGACUGGCAUCAUUCCACAAUGCCUCACAAACUUAUCAUCACUUGAAGUUUUGGAUCUACAGAGGAACAAACUUUUUGGCACUUUGCCAAGUGCCUUCUCAAAGUCCAUUACUCUCCUGAAUCUCAAUGGCAACAAUUUAGAAGGUUUUUUUCCUAAAUCUUUGUCCAAUUGCACAAGAUUGAAGAUUUUAGAUCUUGGCAACAACCAAAUGAUGGAUACAUUUCCCCAUUGGCUUGAAGCUCUGCCAUAUUUGGAAGUACUAGUCUUGCGAGCAAACAAGUUGCACGGUCUCAUUUCCAAUUUAAAGGCCAAGCAUCCGUUUCCAAGUUUAAAAGUUUUUGAUAUCUCACACAACAACUUCGUAGGUCCAAUUCCAAAAUCCUACAUACAAAAAUUUAAAGCUAUGAAGAAAGUAGUUCAAAAUGAAGCGGAUAGCAAUCGGCGAUACAUGGAAAUAAGACUACCCUCCUUUUACACUAAUCGAGGUGUAACUGGUAACUUCAGCAGUAUUUUAUUCUAUUAUUCUGUGACUAUAACAAUAAAAGGUGUCAGCAUUGCACUCGCAAAAGUUCCCAAAAUCUUUGUAAGUAUUGAUUUGUCAAGAAAUAAAUUCGAAGGGGAAAUUCCAAGAGUUAUUGGAGAGCUCCAUGCACUGAAAGGGCUCAACCUUUCUCAUAACAGACUCAUUGGCCCUAUUCCUCUGGGAAAUUUGACAAACUUGGAAUCAUUGGAUCUCUCCUCAAAUAUGUUGACUGGUGAAAUUCCUACAGAACUAACCAAUCUGAACUUUCUUGAAGUCUUGAAUCUUUCUCAAAAUCGUCUUGGGGGAGAAAUACCUAAAGGAAAACAGUUCAAUACAUUUUCAAAUGAUUCAUAUGUAGGAAAUUUGGGGUUAUGUGGAUUUCCAAUGUCAAUAGACUGCAACAACGACCCAAAACAUGGUCCUUCACCUUCACCAACCUUCUGGAAUGAACAGAAAUUUGGAAUUGGUUGGAAACCAGUGGCCAUAGGAUAUGGAUGUGGAAUGGUAUUUGGGAUCGCCUUCGGAUGUUGUCAAUUGUCAAUAGGAAAACCUCAAUGGCUCGUGAGAAUGGUUGGAGAUUUGCCUAAUAAAAGAGCAAAAAGGAGGACAAGGAUGAGGACUCAUGAAAGAAUGCAUUAA
This is a messenger RNA of Abrus precatorius (Indian licorice), 2844 nucleotides long. Its product is annotated as receptor-like protein 50. Gene Ontology annotation, molecular function: protein binding. NCBI's taxonomy places the organism in Eukaryota, Viridiplantae, Streptophyta, Magnoliopsida, Fabales, Fabaceae. The record is from RefSeq and is a predicted model, not a curated record.